CGCAAUGAUGAUGAUACCGUGCUGUUGCUUCCAACGAUUUCUGUUCUGGGUCACCUCUAAGGAACAAUACCGCUCCGGCUCAGCUUCGGAAUCGCAAUCAACGAAUUCAAUUUAUCUCUAACUUUUGUCGUAAGCCGGAGGAGCUCACUGACACAUGUAUGGAGGAUAGGGACUGUUGCAGCUCCAGUGAAGGCAUUUCCACAUUUAUCCUGCGUCUGGCAAGUUUGAGUUUUAGCCUCUCUGAUGAGGAGAAGGGUGUUUAGUGCGUCUUACUUCAGGUAUUCACGUUGUGUCUCUAUUGAAAGUUACAGGGUUGAAGAUUACUUGACUCAGAAUGUUGUUACCCAUGGAAGAUGAGACAUGGCACUGUUGGUGUCCGGUAUUACUGUCCUUACGACUGCCGGAGGAAUGACCACGCUUUUGAUGAGAAAUUUUACCAGUUCGGUAAUUCAGGGAUCAUUGGAAUGGAAUUUGACUUUCAGAUCCAUAUUAAUACCCUGGAUAUGGUAAGGCAGAAAGAUAAGUCGAAUUUCUUGUCUGUUUUGAUUGUAACCGCCUGAGUUCGAAGCCCCUUGCCCAUCAUCAGUCGACAUGGGUAUGGAU
This is a messenger RNA of Marchantia polymorpha subsp. ruderalis, 603 nucleotides long. The record is from the annotation of a GenBank genome assembly. NCBI's taxonomy places the organism in Eukaryota, Viridiplantae, Streptophyta, Marchantiopsida, Marchantiales, Marchantiaceae.